AGGAGACAAAAAAAACGACUGCGUGCGAGCCACAAGAAUGGCUGCCAUUAAUCUCGCCGGCAUAUCUCUCCAGCCACCGAAUUUCUUCUCUGCCGAUGGAACCCGCCGAAACCGCAUUAAGUUUCUACGUAAGAAGAGAUCGAUCUCGGCGUCCGUCGUGUCCUGUUCGCCGGAAUCUUCUGCAACAGAUCCCGAGAAGCCCGAAAUUGAGCUCGAGUUUGUUGGGCCAAAGCCGGAAAGCCACGGCAAGUAUUCGGUGGAGAGAGCAAAAGCGGUGAGUGGAGAGAAGCUAUUGAGGAACAUUAUGCUGGAUAACAAGAUUGAGCUUUACGCUGCCUAUGGGAAAGUAAUGAACUGUGGAGGUGGCGGAAGCUGUGGUACUUGCAUUGUGGAGAUUCUUGAUGGAAAGGAUCUUUUGAAUGAGAGGACAAAUACUGAACUUCGGUAUAUAAAGAAGAAACCUGAAUCCUGGAGACUUGCUUGUCAAACUAUCGUGGGCAAUAAAGAAAACUCAGGGAAGGUUGUGGUUCAGCGGUUGCCCCAAUGGAAAAAGUGAUUACUAAGUCUCCGUUUUAAACAUCACCAAACCUUGUUUUGAAGGAAGCAUCAUGAAAAGUGUGGUCCUCAAGAACUCAUGGUAACCUGCUUCUGAAUCAUUUGCCACGCUGCAAAUAUGUAUAUUAGUCAUUGCAAUAUGUUACUGUGUUUUUGUACAUUGUCUGUGGACAACAGCGUUUACUUGUAAUUCAAGUAAGCGGGAAAAUGUAAAGGAACUACGAAAUUCUUCACUAAUUGUCUAUUGGAAGCAAUUAGUUAUCAUGCGGGUUUGA
This is a messenger RNA of Tripterygium wilfordii, 830 nucleotides long. RefSeq names its product photosynthetic NDH subunit of subcomplex B 3, chloroplastic. The transcript has 6 exons. NCBI's taxonomy places the organism in Eukaryota, Viridiplantae, Streptophyta, Magnoliopsida, Celastrales, Celastraceae. Gene Ontology annotation, cellular component: mitochondrion. Gene Ontology annotation, molecular function: 2 iron, 2 sulfur cluster binding. The coding region runs from base 38 to 556 and encodes 172 amino acids. The record is from RefSeq and is a predicted model, not a curated record. Gene Ontology annotation, biological process: P450-containing electron transport chain.